This is a messenger RNA of Exophiala xenobiotica, 1283 nucleotides long. RefSeq lists its product as uncharacterized. NCBI's taxonomy places the organism in Eukaryota, Fungi, Ascomycota, Eurotiomycetes, Chaetothyriales, Herpotrichiellaceae. The transcript has 3 exons. The record is from RefSeq and is a predicted model, not a curated record. The coding region runs from base 368 to 1123 and encodes 251 amino acids. Gene Ontology annotation, molecular function: oxidoreductase activity.
CUUUACUUCGGAAAGCCAUCCGGUCUUUUGCGCUCUCGUUGCAGUCAGACGCCCAAACUGUCUAGAGUCGAUCUUGCAAUCUUAUCGGAUGGUCGUGGCCGAGUCAGAUAUUGUAUGAAAAGCACCUGACGCACAGAAUAGUGGUGAUCUCAGAAGACAAUAAGCAGCAUUUCACUGAGCCGAGACGAGCAGAGAAGCAACAGCGAAUUCUCGUCUGCAUCGAGCCUAUCGCAUGCUGCGGACAAUCGUAUAUUGAACGUUACGCAGAUUCUGAUCAGAUCACCAGGCUUUACAUCUACAGCACCAACACCCAGCACUGGCCGGUAUCUGCUCAUUCACCAUCCCCAGCGCAAGAAACAUCAUCACAAUGUCUGCGCUUACAACCGACCUCUCCUCCUACUUGGCCCUUAUCACAGGCGCGACCGGCGGCAUCGGUCACGCAACAUGCCUGUCGUUGGCGCGCUUGGGCUGUAGCAUCGCCGUACACUACAACAGCGCUGCAGACACUGCGAAAAGCCUCGUUUCACAGCUCCAGUCAAUGGGCGUCAAGGCAUCGUCUUUCCAGGCUGACCUGAGCAGCUACGACGGGGCACGCAACUUACAUGCUGCUGUCGUACGUGAGAUGGGUCAACCAACCAUCCUGUUCAACAACGCUGGCUUGACGCUGGGCAAGUCUGGCGUCAAGGACAUUUCGGAGAUCACUAUCGAAGACUUCGAGCAGACGUGGCGUGCAAACUGUGGGACAGCGUUUCUGCUGACGCAGCUUUGCUUGCCGAGUAUGGUGGAGAAGGGUUGGGGACGAGUGAUCUUCUGCUCGAGCGUGGCUGGGUUCACGGGAGGUGUGGUCGGGCCUCAUUAUGCGUCUUCCAAGUCCGCCAUGCACGGGCUUGUGCACUGGUUGGCUGGAGCAUAUGGAAAGAAGGGCAUUACUGUGAAUGGAGUGGCCCCAGCAUUGAUCGAGGAGACGAAGAUGUUACCAGGGAGCACCGAACUAGCAGCGAGAAUUCCAAUCGGCAGAUUAGGAAAGCCGGAAGAGAUUGCUGAAACCGUCGUCUGGAUGGUCAAGACUGGAUAUGUGCAUAACAAGGUCAUCUCUGUUGAUGGUGGCUUGUUCGUCCAGUGAGCGCCUCUGGCUCAAGAAGAUGCUUUGGCGUCGAUGGAGAGGGAAGAGACUGGAAAAGCUCAUCACAGCUUCAGCCACCAUCUUCCUUCUUCUUCCUGGCUUCCUCUUCCCUCUCUUUCUUUCGCUGCAGAUAUCUCUCCUUAGCACCCAUCUUGUCAGC